AUGCGUAUAAUUAUCCUUAUGGAAAAGACGCGUAGUUUACACAAGUUCUUUCCAAGUUCGGAAAUAGAUAUUGACUCAUUGCCAGUCUUGGGCUUUCCAGAGCCAGGACGAAUAUUUGGGGGAUUUCAAAAUAUAUUCGCCAACGAAACGACCCCUACAAACGAACUUACCUUUGGGAUUGCGAGAUUUCCAGCACGGACUAGCCACCAGACAGCAUUCGAAGCUCUACACAGACACAAACCAGCAGAGUUUUAUCAUAUUCUUUCGGGUCAUAUGGUUAUAAUACUAGAAGGUAUCCGUCAUAGGGUCACCACCGGACACGCGAUAUAUAUCCCGGGCGAUGCUGAGCAUGGAUUCUGCAACCCAAGUACUGAAGAGGAUUUGGUGUUCUCCUGGGGUUUCGCUACAGACGGUUUCAGUAAUAUCGAAUACAAAUGGUCUGAAAAGCAGCCUGACUGGUCAAAGGUGGAAUAG
Molecule: messenger RNA, 474 nt
Organism: Cladophialophora immunda
Lineage: Eukaryota; Fungi; Ascomycota; Eurotiomycetes; Chaetothyriales; Herpotrichiellaceae
Exons: 2
Coding region: 1-474 (157 amino acids)
Source: RefSeq, a predicted model, not a curated record